Messenger RNA from Adineta ricciae, 1383 nucleotides. The record is from the annotation of a GenBank genome assembly. NCBI's taxonomy places the organism in Eukaryota, Metazoa, Rotifera, Eurotatoria, Adinetida, Adinetidae.
AUGAGAAAUAUCAUCGAAUCAUCGUGCAUAAAUGAAAACAAACAGUUAGUUAAAACGUACACGCACAAGAUCUUCCGAUUUGACAUGACGCGAAAUAAUCGUGCUAAAUCGAGUAAUACGACAUCGCCGUCACCAACUGCAAUGAAAGAUACUUUUAUCGAUCUACCUGAUCUGUCAAAAUUCCGAGACGAAGAAAAACGACACAUACUUGACGUUCUAGAACGCGAUGAAAACCUUCGAAAUCAACAUCUCUUACGGUUUAUGAAUCUUAGAAAAGAGGUCACGGAUCUUGAACAACAAGCUCAUCCGACAUCGGCAUCUGUAUGUGCACGAUGUCAAACACCAUUUGGGUUUAUAUUUAACACCGGUGAUGACUGUCCGAAAUGCGGUGCGAAAGUUUGUAAGCAGUGUCGACUACUGCACAAUGAUCACGACAACGGAUGGUUAUGUCAAUUGUGCUGUAAACAAAUGCAACUAAUGAGCUAUUCGGGUGAAUGGUUAUAUACAGCGAGCAAUAAACCCAAGAAAAAUUUGGAAACGUCGUGGGAUGCGAAACGUGAGAUCUAUCAUAGAUCUGUGUCUGCACGGAAUUCAAAUAUUGAGUCAAGUUCGGAUUCCGAGCCGGAAAUUCUCAACAUAGCAUCGAAUUCUGUUAGUCGAUUUGCUACUUUGGCACCGUCUAUCAAAGAAUCCAAACAAAAACCAGCUGGCUCGAAUAGUAAAAUCAACAAAAUGUUAGUGCAAAGCGAAAUCGACGAGCAAAAACUCGAUUUCGUCCGUGAUCAUCUCCGACGACGUCCUAAAGACAUUUCAUUUACUCAACCACUACCACGACGAGUGAUUAAGCUUCCAUCAACCUCAAAUACAGUACAUAGCUCAGUAGAGGAAGUCAAUUCUAUCAAAUCAGCGCAAGUUCCAACACCGAAAAAACAGACUUUAGCAGUACCGAAGGAAGUUAAAGCAAUCACAUCUCUCCCCAAUGAAACUUUGAAAGAUCCACCGAGGAACGAGGAAAUCGAUCGCAAAUCAAUUGUGUCAACUGAAAAUGUCGAUCCACCAAAGAAAUCGAAACGACAAAGAUUGAAACUGCAUGUAUCUCGUCAACAAUCGACUAAUGAUUCUAAACUGAGCCUGGAAUCGAUCACAACUGAAAAAUCAUCGCAUAAAACUCUUAGCGCUUCGAUGCAGAAUUUACGCGAUACAGUACAUCGGAUUACGCCUUCACAAUUAUUAUCAUCACGUACUGCGUCAAGUUCAAAAAGAGAUAAUUUAUCUGUUAGUUCCAAUAAGCCAUCGGGGAAAGAUGACGAAGAUACCAUCUCAGUGAAAAUCUCUGAGACAACAGACAAAACAAGUAUGUAUCCGACGUGGUCUAGUGGUUAG